AUGCUCAAGCUGCUGGUUACCCUUCUGCUUGUGGCCCUUGCCUCAGGCUGCGGCAAGCCUGCUUACUUACAUGUUUCCCGUGUGGUGAAUGGAGAGGAUGCUGUGCCCUACAGCUGGCCCUGGCAGAUCUCCCUUCAGUAUGAGAAGGAUGGUGCCUAUUACCACACCUGUGGGGGCAGCCUCAUUGCACCUGACUGGGUCCUGACUGCUGCCCACUGCAUUAACAAACUUCGCACAUACCAGGUGGUUCUGGCAGAGUAUGACCGGUCUGUGCAGGAAGGGGAAGAGCAAGUGAUUCCUAUCAACUCUGGUGACCUCUUUGUUCAUGAGAAAUGGAACUCCAACUGUGUGGCCUGUGGGAAUGACAUUGCUCUCGUCAAGCUCUCUCAAAGUGCCCAGCUUAAUGACAAAGUCCAAGUGGCCUGCCUCCCCCCAGCUGGUACCCUCCUGCUCAAUGAAGCACCCUGCUACAUCAGCGGCUGGGGCCGUCUCUACACUGGUGGACCCCUCCCUGACAAACUGCAGCAGGCCCUGCUCCCUGUGGUAGAUUAUCAACACUGCAGUAAAUGGGACUGGUGGGGCUUCUCCGUGAAAACCACCAUGGUGUGCGCCGGAGGGGACAUACGCUCUGGCUGCAAUGGUGACUCUGGAGGACCCCUUAGCUGCCAGGCUGAUGAUGGCACCUGGCAGGUCCAUGGUGUUACUAGUUUUGUUUCUUCUCUUGGCUGCAACACCCUAAAGAAGCCCACGGUAUUCACCAGAAUCUCAGCCUUCAUUGACUGGAUUGAAAAGACUCUAGCCUCAUCCACAAUUGAGUCUACUCGACUUCCAGCUCAGAGUUGCUCUCGGGAAUUCCGGCUUAGAGAGAAAACUACUCCCCUUACCCUUCCCCGUCCUCUCGGUGCCUGCUGUGGCCGAGACCCCUCCACUCACUCCCAGGAAGGUAUCAGCAGACUGACUGCUUGUACUCCCCUCUCCUUCCCCUCCCGGGAGUCUCCGGGCUCGGUGUGCGACUCUGGAGAAGCUCCUCCCUCCCUGCGGAUCCCUGCCUACUGCAGUUCAGUGGAAAGGUUCCAGCUCCGGAGUCCGAGGGCGUGA
This is a messenger RNA of Vombatus ursinus (common wombat), 1098 nucleotides long. It is a transcript of the gene CELA3B, whose product is annotated as chymotrypsin like elastase family member 3B. The record is from RefSeq and is a predicted model, not a curated record. Lineage: Eukaryota; Metazoa; Chordata; Mammalia; Diprotodontia; Vombatidae. The transcript has 9 exons. The coding region runs from base 1 to 1098 and encodes 365 amino acids. Gene Ontology annotation, molecular function: serine-type endopeptidase activity. Gene Ontology annotation, biological process: proteolysis.